ACAGUGCCCAACAUCCGUGGCCAGUAGUGGUCCUGGAGCUCGGAGGGUCCUAGACACCUGCCCGACGUACAUCCCGCUUACGGGCAGGACUCUGAGCAUCCCCAGGGGCCGCCGCUCCUGCGCGCUCGACCCGGAAAGGCAUUGACCGCUGCUACUUGGAUGAAUUCAACCAUCCCCUAGGAGAUUUGAAUGUUAAGUUUCUAUAAACAAAGAAACCAGUUCUCUCUUGUUUGGAGCAAUGCUGAAAUUCCAAGAGGCUGCUAAGUAUAUGAGUGGAUCAGUAGCCAGUUCCACUUAUCCACAGACCUUGAUUGCAAGAAGAUAUGUGCUUCAAAAGAAACUUGGCAGUGGAAGUUUCGGAACUGUCUAUCUGGUUUCAGACAAGAAAGCCAAACAAGGAGAGGAAUUAAAGGUACUGAAGGAAAUCUCUGUUGGAGAACUCAAUCCAAAUGAGACUGUGCAGGCCAAUUUGGAGGCCCAGCUCCUUUCCAAGCUGGACCACCCAGCCAUUGUCAAGUUCCACGCAAGCUUUGUGGAGCAAGAUAAUUUCUGCAUUAUCACAGAGUACUGUGAGGGCCGAGAUCUGGACUACAAAAUUCAGGAAUAUAAAGAAGCUGGAAAAACCUUUCUAGAAAGUCAAAUAAUAGAGUGGUUUAUCCAGCUGUUGUUGGGAGUUGACUACAUGCAUGAAAGGAGGAUACUUCAUCGGGACUUGAAAUCAAAGAAUGUAUUUCUGAAAAAUAAUCAACUUAAAAUUGGGGAUUUUGGAGUGUCUCGACUCCUCCUGGGAACCUGUGAUCUAGCCACCACUUUGAUUGGAACUCCCCAUUAUAUGAGUCCAGAGGCUCUGAAACACCAAGGCUACGACACAAAGUCGGACAUCUGGUCUCUGGCAUGCAUUUUAUAUGAGAUGUGCUGCAUGAAUCAUGCAUUCUUUGGCUCCAAUUUCUUGUCUAUUGUUUUAAAAAUUGUUGAAGGCGACACUCCUUCUCUCCCUAAGAGAUAUCCAAGAGAACUGAAUGCCAUCAUGGAACGCAUGUUGAACAAGAAUCCUUCACUGAGACCAUCUGCUAUAGAAAUUUUAAAAAUCCCUUACAUCGAUGAGCAACUACAGCACCUGAGGUGUAGAUAUUCUGAAAUGAUUCCAGAAGACAAGAAUUUGAAUUGUCAGAAGGAGGCUGCUCAUAUAAUUGAUGCUGUGCAAAAAAAGAUCCACCUACAGACGCUGCGGGCAUUCUCUGAAGUGCAGAAAAUGACACCGAGAGAAAGGAUGCGGCUUCGAAAGCUCCAGGCAGCUGAUGAGAAAGCCAGGAAGCUGAAAAAGCUUGUGGAAGAAAAAUAUGAAGAAAAUAACAAACGAAUGCAGGAAUUGAGAUCUCGGAACUUUCAGCAGCUAACUGUUGACAUACUCCAUGAAAGAAAGCAUUUAAUGGGAAUGGAAGAAAAGGAGGAGCGACCUGAAGGAAGGCUUUCUUGUUCACUGUCGGAGGAGCAUGAAGAGAGACCAGGCAGAGAAGAGGAAUUGGAUGGCCCAACUUCAGAGAAGCUGCCUGUGUCUCAGCUCGUUCCUUCCUUGGACCUCAGCAUGCUUGAGUCAAGAGGAGGGGCCACGAUAGCUGACCUUGGAGAUUAUGGGAUCCCAGAAGACCCACUUACAGCUGAAGAGUAUUAUGUUGAUGCUUUUGAUUCCUGUUCUGAAGAGAGUGAGGAGGAAGCAGAAGACACAGUGUUCUCAGGACUGCAGGAAGAGGUCAAAGAUGAGGAGCUGCAGUCUGAUUACAGAACAAACCAGCAGGGAAGUGACAUUGAAGCACUGGUCAGGUGUUUGGAAAACGUCUUGGGUUGUACCUCUCUGGACACAAGGACUGUCACCAGCGCAGCUCCAGACAUGUCCCCAGGACCAACAGUUUUCAACAGCGCGAUGGCCGGAACCAAGAUGAAACGCAUGAAGGAAUCAGCCAUGCGGAAGCUGGGAGCAGAAGUAUUUGGGGAGGUCUAUGAUUACCUCCAGGGAGCAAGGCGGCAGAACGCCAGCGAGGCGGAGAUCCGAGCGUCCCUAGAAAAGGUGGUGCCUCAUGCCAGUGACUGUUUUGAAGUUGAUCAGCUCCUCUACUUUGAGAAGCAGUCGCUUAUCACCAUGGGAGAAAGGCCCACACUCCAGAGCCAUCAUGGACAACUGUCAAAAGCCAGCAAGUUCAAGGGGACAAACUGUGCAAAUCCAUUCAACACAUAAACUGGACUCUAUUAUGGGAAAUGGGAGCGCUCAUCUUUACUUUCAAUUCUUUAUCAAAAGGAAUUUAGAGAGUAGCCAACACCUCUGCCUGUACUUGGAGUCCUGGGCUAGUCAGUGUUGUUUGGUCUAUACUCUGAGAGAAGCGUAGGGAUCAGGUUUGGCUUCCUGAAAAGCACUCCCACACAUGUGCCCUCAGGGUUCCCACUGGGACUGGACCCCCGUGACGAUGGCCUGGGGAAGCCGUCUGUUCUUCUUCAUUUCCACCUGGAGGACAGACCCAGUGCCUGACCGCCUGGGGUCCCCCGGGACUGUGGCCAGCCUGUGCCUGAAGGUUCUUGGACACCGGCCUCUGGCACACUGAGCUGCUGCCCAGAGUCAGACAUACCUGUCUCAGGUGCCCUGUUUGUGGUCCACUUUUGCCCUUUCAUAGCUCACAAGCAAGAAGUCCCUAUGUAUAAGGACCUGGGUGAAAAAUCCAAAACCUGAUUCCCUCCUGUGAUUUA
Molecule: messenger RNA, 2736 nt
Organism: Rhinolophus ferrumequinum (greater horseshoe bat)
Lineage: Eukaryota; Metazoa; Chordata; Mammalia; Chiroptera; Rhinolophidae
Gene: NEK11
Product: NIMA related kinase 11
Exons: 17
Coding region: 239-2233 (664 amino acids)
Biological process (GO): protein phosphorylation
Molecular function (GO): ATP binding; protein kinase activity
Source: RefSeq, a predicted model, not a curated record